This is a messenger RNA of Acanthamoeba castellanii str. Neff, 2574 nucleotides long. RefSeq names its product mRNA capping enzyme, large subunit. The record is from RefSeq and is a predicted model, not a curated record. Gene Ontology annotation, cellular component: nucleus. The transcript has 21 exons. Gene Ontology annotation, molecular function: mRNA 5'-cap (guanine-N7-)-methyltransferase activity. The coding region runs from base 1 to 2574 and encodes 857 amino acids. NCBI's taxonomy places the organism in Eukaryota, Discosea, Longamoebia, Acanthamoebidae. Gene Ontology annotation, biological process: 7-methylguanosine mRNA capping.
AUGGUGACGCUGGCCAACCGCGAAUUCAUCGACGAGCAUGGGGAGGAUCUCAUCGCCCGGUUGACCACGUGCGCGAAGAAUGAUCGAGAGCGAGACUGGGAGACGAAGGACGAAGACAACGCUGAACGGAAGGGAUCACGGAACCGAGAGAAAGAGCAAUCACAGCCCGUCGAUAAGAAGGACGUAACCUCGUCGGCACCGUCAUCUUCCUCCCCCAUGAGCUCCUCCGCUUCGUCGUCAACUGCGACGCCGCUGCUGUCUUCCUCGCCGCACCACUACCUCAGCUUGAUACUCAGCUACUUGCGGACGCUCAACGAAGCCUACGUGCGAGAAGGAGGCGAGAGCUACAGUCGACAGAUGCAAACGGCCACCCAAUUCCUCUUCGCGUGGCAGAGCCUGGCCGUGUCGAGCGAACAAUACCACCUGCUGGAGCAGAUAGCACAAGCCAUUGCGCAGCGCGAUGCACGGCAAGGAUUAGCUAUGGUGCUGUUCCAGCUGCCUCACUCCGGAACGAACGAAAUAGUCCUCCAGCUUUCGCUUGGCCUUAGCGUCCUCUCUUGCAUGCUCAAGCAUCAAGCAGACCUGAUGAAGCCGUAUCAAACCAAGUUCCUGGCGUUCUUCAGCAGCAUCUGGGGUGAAACAGGCGAGCCGGAACCUCGCUCAGGAGUCAACGCGCUCGCCUUCUUAUUCGCCAAGUACGCUGAUGAGGUGCUGCUGGCGGGCCUUUCAGCCAUGCUGGACCACCUGGAGGAUCUCGAUCAUGAGCGGAGGUUCAUCAUCAACACAGGGAGCGGAGAACCUGACCAAAAGCGGCACUUCCAGAACUGGCGAGAACUUCGACACAGACUCGAGGCCAUCUGCUUGCUAUGGCUCGCAUCUCCUGACUUCAGCAGCAGGAGCAAGGCGCUCUCCGUGCUCGAUCUCUUCAACUCCCGUGUGUUCAGUCAUAACAACCCGCAGGCAGCACGAAGCGAUUACAAGACGCAGGCCAAGGCCACGGACAGCGAGGAGCACCUGUGGUCACCCACACUUACCUACAUCUUCGAGUGCAAGCAAACGGAGCUCGCCGGUGUGCUCCACAGCAGCUGGCUGCAGUUGAUGCGUCCGAUGCAGAGGAAGCCUGAGAAGCUUCAGGAGUGGAAGAAUCAUCUUCGCUUCCUUCUCUGGGCUCUUCCAUCCGCCUUCCGGCCAGAGACGAACGGAGACACCUCUGCUUCAUUGCAGGUGCCUCCACUGAGCGACAUCAACCAAACCUGCGUCGACAAGCUCUUCCGCCAUGUGGCCACCGCGGUCAAUCACAGCCCGGAGAUGAGCAACCACCUGAUUGAAAUACUCGCUGCCGGCACCCCGCUGAACAGACGAUGCAAGGACGCACCAUCGGGCAGCAGACCUUCGUCGUACGAUGAAGCCCUCUACACUCAGCAAGGUAAUGUGGAGCUCCUGGCGCUCUUCGCCCGUUACUCGAGCACCGAAGAUACCACCUCCGAGCUGGUGCGUCUCCUCAGCGACACCGUGAACGCUUGGCUCGGAUACCACGCCGAUCGCCAGAUCCGGAUCAAUCCGGCCAUACCCCCUUCCACAAGGCUCGCUGCGGCAGUUAUUGUGACCACGGUCGUGCGGCGCAUGGGGACCGAUACCGACGUAAGUCCCAGGGCCGAGGCCGUGCUCAGCUUCCUGGCGUCGUUGCUGUUCCGUACGCCAUUGAAGCAGCGGCGAUCAAUGUCAACCUCCAAGUCUCCCCGCUCUUCGUAUCGCGGCCUGCUCAACUUGAUUACUCAUUCGAGUGUUGAAGGCGGAGGAGGAAAGAAGGACGUCAUCCAGCGCAUCGAGGAGACCAUCGAAAAGGAGUCGAGGGACGAGCAGCAGGAACGCAAGCUGAGCGAUCACCUCGAUCGCGAUUUGUGGUUCGAUCUCGUCAACUGCCAGUUCGCCCUCCACUACGCGUUCGACUCCGAACAGCGGGUGCUUUCGAUGCUGCAGAAUGUGAGUGACCGGCUGAAGGACGGCGGGUGGUUCAUCGGCACCAUCCCCAACGCCAACUGGAUUGUAAAGAAGAUUCGGCAUUGCGAGGGCAACACCUUUGGCAACAGCGUGUACAGCAUCACCUUCCCACAAAAGCGCACGUUCCCCGAGUUCGGAGCCCAGUAUACGUUCUCUCUCAUCGAUGCGGUGAAGGACGUGCCCGAAUAUCUCGUCCACUUCCCCACCCUCGAGAGGCUGGCAGCGAAGGUGGGGCUGCAGCUGUACAAGAAGUGGACCUUCCACGAGCUGUUCUGCGAGAAGGUCAAGACCGACCAGGCCCUCUACCGGCUCCUCUUCCACAUGGAGGCCGUCGACGAAAACGGAGCCAUCUCGGCCGACGAAUGGGAGGCCGCAAACAUCUAUCUGGCCUUCGCCUUCCGCAAGGUGGGGGCAACACGAAGCUAUCCACCGCUCACGGACCCCGAGACGGGCAUGCGGGUCAUUCCGCCGCCAACACAACAGCCCGCGGCACCUCCUCCCGAUCCCGCCGCCGCGGAGGACGACAACGACGACGAAGACGAUGGUUACGAAGACGGCGACGCCAGAACGUAG